Messenger RNA from Diaporthe batatas, 1971 nucleotides. RefSeq lists its product as uncharacterized. Gene Ontology annotation, cellular component: membrane. The coding region runs from base 284 to 1885 and encodes 533 amino acids. Gene Ontology annotation, biological process: transmembrane transport. The record is from RefSeq and is a predicted model, not a curated record. The transcript has 4 exons. Gene Ontology annotation, molecular function: transmembrane transporter activity. NCBI's taxonomy places the organism in Eukaryota, Fungi, Ascomycota, Sordariomycetes, Diaporthales, Diaporthaceae.
CAGCCAGUUCAGGAAAAUGGCCACCCCAGGUCGUCCUGCAGGUGACUUCGCACAAGAACCAAAUUUUCGGGCGUGCAGUUUCGCGCGAGGGACUCCUCCUACCGUGAAAUUUUGCGCCACAAAGCAUGGCCUGACCGUGUCUUCAUUUGCGGUCAAUUACUGCGACUCAGUUCGCGACGAAUAUUAAGUGGGAUCACUCCGCACUGGCAGGCAGUCUGAAUAGGUUGCAUUCGUUCCGCCCGUCACUGUCGUAUUUUCCACGGAAUUCCGCCUUCGAGAGACCAUGACCUCCGAUAAGAUGACGAAAACAGAGGAGGUGGGUGCCUUCGGGUCCGCGGUCCACAGAUCCGCCUCUGGCGACGACGCCGCGCUGGUACGGCUUGGAAAGAAGCCUGUCUUGAAGCGCAACUUUGGCUUCAUGACGAUUCUUGGGUUCAGCUGUACGGUCCUGAUCACGUGGGAAGGAUCUCUGGUCACAUUUUUGCAAGGACUACAGAACGGCGGGCCAUCAGGCAUCAUCUACGGCUUCAUCGUCGUGUGGGCGGGCACCCUCUCCGUGUUUGCAACGCUCUCCGAACUGGUGUCCAUGGCGCCCACCUCUGGUGGCCAAUACCACUGGGUUUCGAUGCUCGCGCCGCCUGGGGCGCGCAAGUUCCUCGGAUACCUCACCGGCUGGCUUGCCCUGACGGGCUGGCAGGCCCUGGUGGCGUCUGGCGGCUUUUUGACGGGCACGAUGAUCCAGGGUCUGAUCCUGCUCACGCACCCCGGCUACGCCGGCGUGAUGCAGAACUGGCAUGGGACGCUGCUUUUCUGGGCCGUCAUCCUUUUUGGAUACUCCGUCAACAGCGCCAUCGGGAAGCUGCUCGCCAAGUUCGAGGGCCUCGUACUGGUCGUGCAUCUCCUCGGGUUCCUGGGUAUUCUGCUACCCUUGGCUUUGCUGAGUGAGCAUGGGGACUCGGCGGCCGUUUUCAACAAUUUCUACAACCUUGGGGACUGGCAGACACAAGGCCUCUCUUUUUGCAUUGGAAUCCUUGGCAAUGUAUUUGCGUUUCUAGGGGCCGAUGGGGCCAUUCAUAUGGCGGAGGAGAUCCGCAACGCGCCGCUCGUCAUACCUCGAUCUCUCCUGGCAGGCCUGAUGAUUAACGGGACGCUGGGCUUCGCCAUGCUCAUCGUGACCUUGUACUGCGUGGCAGCGUCAGACAUCGAGGCCGCGCUCAUGGAGAAUCCAGCCUACCCCUUCAUGGCCAUCUUCCGCAACGCCGUCGGGUCUACAGCAGGCGCAGCAGUCAUGUCUUCUGUCGUGGUGGCCAUGGCAUUCAGCGCCACGACAGGCUGCAUCGCCUCCACCUCGCGGUUGUACUGGGCCUUUGCGCGCGACCGCGGCCUCCCCGGAUCAAAGUUCCUGGCGAGGACGAGUCGACGAACGAGCAUUCCUCUGUACUCUGUGCUCACCACCGCUAUUGUUGCUAUAAUCCUUUCACUGGUCAACAUAGGCGACGCAACCGCUUUUAAUGGCGUCAUAUCCAUCUCCAUCGCCGGGCUGUUCGGGUCCUACCUAGUGGCCGCCGGACUGUUACUAUAUCGUCGGGUGCGCGGGCAGAUUCGAGAUCCUAGUCCGGACGACCUCCACGUCAACACCAUCGACUCCACUUUGGCUUGGGGGCCUUGGCGCCUCCCCGGGUUGUUUGGGAUUGUCAACAACGCCUUCUCCUGUUCAUAUCUUCUAUUCGUUUUCUUCUUCUCGUUCUGGCCAGCAACUAGGGAAGUCACGCCGCAGACUAUGAAUUGGGCGGUCCUAGUCUUUGUUGCGGUAAUUAGCUUCAGCGUGCUGUAUUAUGUGACUUGGGCGAGAAGGGUCUACUCGGGGCCGAUCGUGGAAGUUUGAUAUACUUUAUUGUCAUCAGAGAGGAACUGGGGUCACGGAGGUUGAUAGAUAUUCUUAUCACCAAAGCAAAAGUUGUGCGAAAAUGA